This is a messenger RNA of Nyctereutes procyonoides (raccoon dog), 5626 nucleotides long. RefSeq names its product family with sequence similarity 83 member H (gene SACK1H). NCBI's taxonomy places the organism in Eukaryota, Metazoa, Chordata, Mammalia, Carnivora, Canidae. The transcript is spliced from 5 exons. The record is from RefSeq and is a predicted model, not a curated record. The coding region runs from base 90 to 4205 and encodes 1371 amino acids. Gene Ontology annotation, molecular function: keratin filament binding. Gene Ontology annotation, cellular component: keratin filament. Gene Ontology annotation, biological process: positive regulation of cell migration; intermediate filament cytoskeleton organization; protein localization to cytoskeleton.
GCCCCAGGAAGGGGCAGGGCAGGAGCACGGGGCCCACCGCAGCCUCCCAGGGAGGCCUGCUGAGCCCGCCUGAUCCAGGCCGGCCCGCGAUGAGCCAGGGUCCCAGGGAGCAGACACUGGGUGACAGGCGCCGGCUCGGGGCCAUGUCGGGGAAACGAAGUCGCGCUCGAAAACCCCGAGGCAGGAGGAGGGCGGGCAAGGUGCAGCAGGCCUUGGGUCAGCCUGGCCCUGAGGCGCAGCCCCCGCCCCCCGCCGCAGGGGGCCCCCAGGACACGGUGGGGGUGGCCCCUGUGGAGCACGUGACCAGCAACAAGCCAGCUGCCCGGGGACACCCCAGGGUGGCCAAGCCAGAGUGGCCACGAGCAGCCCAGGGGCCAGCACAGGCCAGUGCUCUGGGGUCCGAGCUGGCAUUAGCCGCCCCUGCGGACAUGGAAGGCUGUGGGGCAGGGGGCCUCACCCCGGGCCUGGGGCCCGAGCUGCUGAGGCUCCACGAGGUCCAGCUGUGCCUGGCUCAGGAGCAACUGCUACUGGAGGACCAGCGGCGGCAGGUUCAGCUGCAGAUGCAGCUGUGGCAGGAGGAGCAGCUGUGGAGGGAGCAGCUGUGGCAGGAGGAGCAGCUGUGGCUGCAGCAGCUACAGGAGGAGCAGGCCUGGGUGCGCGUGGAGGGGCUGGAGCUGGCCAUGGCCCUGGAACAACUCCGGAGCGAGGGCCUUGAGGUGCUGCAGACCCAAGGCCAGGCCCCUGACCCCGACAUGGCCCGCCGCUCCCAGAGCUCCUCGCAGGGGGACAACCCACUGGCACCUGGGUACCUGCCACCUCACUACAAAGAGUACUACCGCCUGGCGGUAGAUGCCCUGGCCGAGGGAGGCCCAGAGGCCUACAGCCGCUUCCUGGCGUCCGAGGGGGCACCUGCCUUCCUGUGCCCCGAGGAGCUGGAGCACGUGAGCUGCCACUUGCGGCCCCCGCAGCAUGUUGCUCGUGAGCCCCCUGAUGGCAGCCCUCCCAACGUGGACAUGGAUGGCUCCUCAGGCACCUACUGGCCCAUGAACUCAGACCAGGCGGUGCCUGAGCUUGACCUAGGCUGGCCCCUGACCUUCGGCUUCCAGGGCACCGAAGUUACCACACUGGUGCAGCCACCACCGCCUGACAGCCCCAGCAUCAAGGAUGAGGCUCGGAGGAUGAUCCGCUCUGCUCAGCAGGUGGUGGCUGUGGUGAUGGACAUGUUCACCGACGUGGACCUGCUUGGUGAAGUGCUGGAGGCAGCUGCCCGCCGAGUCCCGGUCUACAUCCUCCUGGAUGAGAUGAACGCCCAGCACUUCCUGGACAUGGCCGACAAGUGCCGCGUCAACCUGCACCACGUGGAUUUCCUGCGCGUGCGCACUGUGGCAGGCCCCACGUACUACUGCCGGACGGGGAAGUCCUUCAAGGGCCACGUGAAGGAGAAGUUCCUGCUGGUGGACUGCGCAGUGGUGAUGAGCGGGAGCUACAGCUUCAUGUGGUCCUUCGAGAAGAUCCACCGGAGCCUGGCGCAUGUGUUCCAGGGCGAGCUGGUCUCCAGCUUCGAUGAGGAGUUCCGCAUCCUGUUCGCGCAGUCCGAGCCUCUGGUGCCCUCGGCAGGGGCGCUGGCCCGCAUGGACGCUUAUGCCCUGGCCCCGUACACGGGAGCGGGGCCCCUUAUGGGCACGCCGACCCCCUUCUCCUUCCCCAAACGGGCGCACCUCCUGUUCCCACCAUCUCGGGAGGAGGGCCUGGGCUUCCCCUCCUUCGUCGACCCCGACCGCCACUUCCUGUCGGCCUUCCGCCGGGAGGAGCCCAUGCGGAUGCCCGGCGGAGCCCUGGAGCUGCAUGCGGGGCUACGGCCUCUGGCUCGGCGGCUGGACGCCGAGGCGGGUGCGGGGGGUGAGCUCGCCGGCCCGCGGGCCUUCUUCCAGGCCCGGCACCUGGAGAUGGACGCCUUCAAGCGGCACAGCUUCGCGGCCGCCGACGGCUCGGGCGCCGUGGAGAACUUCGCGGCUGCACGGCAGGUGUCGCGGCAGACGUUCCUCAGCCACGGCGAUGACCUGCGCUUCCAGACCAGCCACUUCCAACGAGAUCAGCUGUACCAGCAGCACUACCAGUGGGAGCCGCAGCUUGUGCCCACGCGCCCGCAGGGCCUGUUUGAGAAGCUGCGCGCUGGCCGCCCGGGCUUCACGGAGCACGACGACUUGGCCCUGGGGCUCGGGCCGCGCUUCCCCGAGCUCGGCCCCGACGGACACCAGCGACUGGACUACGUGCCGUCCAGCGCCUCACGCGAGGUGCGCCACGGCUCGGACCCCGCCCCGGGCCCCACGCCCCGUGGCCUGGAGCCCAGUGGGGCCCUGCGCGCCAACCUGGGCCAGCGCUUCCCGUGCCAGGCAGCGGCGAGGCCCGGUCCCGAGGCGCCCGACGCGGAGCAGGAGCGCAGGGGCGGGCCUGAGGGGCGGGCGGGGAUGCGGCACUGGCGCCUCGCCUCCUACCUGAGCGGCUGCCAUGGCGAGGACGCGGGCGACGAGGGCCUGCCUGUGCCCAUGGACGCCGAGGCCUACGAGGACGACGUGCUGGGCUGUGCUGGCCGGCCGGGCCCCGGGGACCUGCUGCCCUCAGCCACCCGUAUGCCCGCGGCCUUCCCGGCCAAGGGCCUGGCGCCCUGCCCUGGCCGCGGGGACAGCCCUGAGCGCGAGGCGCUGGAGGAGGCAGGGCUGGCCAAGCAGGACUCCUUCCGCUCUCGCCUGAACCCGCUGAUCCAGCGUAGCUCACGCCUGCGCUCCUCCCUGAUCUUCAGCGCCUCGCAGGCCGAGGGCGCGGGUGGGGCUCCGGCCGCCGCCACCGAGAGGGCACAGCUGCUGCACAAGGAGCAGGCAGUCAGCGAGACGCUGGGGCCCGGGGGCGAGGCCACGCGCUCCGCCACUUCCACCAAGGUGGCCGAGCUCCUGGAGAAGUACAAGGGCCCCGCGCGAGAUGCGGGAGCGGCGGGGGCCCCGGUCACGGUCGCCAGCCACAGCAAGGCUGUUGUGUCCCAGGCAUGGCGGGAGGAGGUGGUGGCGCCAGGCGGGGGAAGCGAGCGCCGCAGCCUGGAGAGCUGCCUGCUGGACCUGCGCGACUCCUUCGCCCAGCGGCUGCACCAGGAGGCGGAGAGGCAGCCGGGGGCCGCCACGCUGACUGCCACGCAGCUGCUGGACACGCUGGGCCGCGGCGGCACCGACCGGCUGCCCUCCCGCUUCCUCUCCACCCAGGGCCGCCCCGGCUCCCCACCAGGGCGGGACAGCCCCCCACCAGAGGGGCCGCGCCAGGCACCUCACCCUGAGCCCAAGGGGAGCCCCGCCUCUGCCUACCCCGAACGGAAAGGGAGCCCCACCUCGGCCCUCCCCGAGCGCAGGGCAAGCCCGGUGCCCCCCGUGCCCGAGCGCCGGGCCAGCCCGGUGCCCCCCGUGCCCGAGCGCCGGGCCAGCCUCACCCUUUCCUUCGCCGAGGAGUCCGCCAAGACUGGCACCGCGGAGGAAUCAGCGGGCGGCCCCAUGGAGGUGCUGCGCAAGGGCUCCCUGCGCCUCCGCCAGCUGCUGAGCCCCAAGGGGGAGCGGCGCGCAGAGGAAGACGGCAGCUUCCCGGCGCCGCAGGAGAACGGGCAGCCCGAGAGCCCCCCGCGGCCGUCGCUGGGCCGGGCUGACAGCACCGAGGCUGCCGCCGCUGCAGACGAGCGGGGCCUGCGGGCGCGCACGGCCUCCGCCACAGCCAACGCCUUGUACAGCAGCAACCUGCGGGAUGACACGAAAGCCAUUCUGGAGCAGAUCAGCGCCCACGGCCAGAAACACCGCGCGGUCCCGGCCCCCGCCCCGGGCCUGGCUCACAGCAGCCCUGAACUGGGCCGAUCGCCCACCACUGGCGGCCUGGCCCCUGACAUGUCCGACAAGGACAAAUGCUCUGCCAUCUUCCGCUCGGACAGCCUGGGGACGCAGGGGAGGCUGAGCCGCACCCUGCCUGCCAGCGCUGAGGACCGCGACAGGCUGCUCCGCCGCAUGGAAAGUAUGCGCAAGGAGAAGCGCGUCUACAGCCGCUUCGAGGUCUUCUGCAAAAAGGAAGAGGCCGGAGGCCCGGGGGCAGGGGAGGGCCCAGCAGAGGACGACACCAGGGACAGCAAGGUGGGCAAGUUCAUGCCCAAGAUCCUGGGCACCUUCAAAAGCAAGAAGUGAGCCUCCUGGCCCCACAGCCCCGGCCCGUUGAGCGCAGCCAGCUCGGCUCCACCUGGGGCUCAGCCAGGGGCUGGCCUGCCCUUUGCCCCGGCCUCUCCCCGCGGGGGCCCCAGCCCCUCACUGCCCCGUGCCGUACCCCUCCAGCUCCAUCCCCAUCCCUCCCUGUGCCUUGAGCUUCCCCCUCCUGCACCUCUGCCUCCCUAUCGCUUCAGGCUUCAGGUCCCCUUUAGCCCUUCACUCACCUCAGGGCCCAUCUUUGUGCCUUAGGUCCCGUCUGUGGGGCCCCAUGUCUCAGGGCUUCCGUAUCUCAGGGCUUUCCUCCGCUCACUGCCUCCUGCCUCACCGCUGCCUCUCUCCCGUGUCCUGGCAGCCCCAGCCUCCCUCCCUGGGCCUCCGCCUCUGCCUCCCGGCCCAGGUCUCCCCCUCCACCUCAGGUGCUCAGGCUCCCUUCUUGCCCCGCUGGCAUCCCUCCUCUCUGCCUCCGGCACCCCUCUGAGCGGCCCAGCCUGUCACUGUGGGGAGGUAGAGCUGCUCGCAGGCCAUCCGGGAUGGAGUUGGGGUCAGACCCAAAGGUUGUUCGUCUCAGGAAACGCUGUCCCCUGGGCUCCUGGCAGAGGGGUGGGGGGCCCCCUGAGACACUGCCCUGCCAGGAGAACUGAGGCAGACAGACCUGGCUGCUUCCUGCAGGGCGCCAGCAAGCGGUGAGCUGCCAGGUUUUGCAGCACAAUAAAACCGGGUCUGGAUGGAUGCUGGGCCCUAGCCACGCUGGGGAAGGGCUGGACCGGACCCCUAGUACUUGAACAGGUGAGGGUGGGGUCGGGCGUGGUGGUGCCUGGGCCCCCUCCCACCUCGCUUCAGUGCCCAGCAGGCCCUGACUCCACCCUCUUCUGGAUCCUUCCUUCCCUCUUUGUCACCAACCUGUGAGAUCUAAUCCCCCCCCCCCUCCACCUACCUUUCCUGUAUCUCUGUCACCUCUGGAGAGUGACUUUGAUUUGGAAUAACACAGUUUGACACCAAAUGCUUAGGAAGGCCCCCAUUCUAAGUGCUAGCAUUAUGAAAUUAGUAUUUCUGCCAGUUUUGGGUUGUUUUUUUUAAAGUAUAAAAUUGCAGUCACUCAGGCUGGGAAGGGAAACAAGGCAAAGGCAGCAGUUCUGACGACAGCCGGAGAAGGGAGUCAGGGAGGCUCGGGGAUACUUUGAUUCAGGUGGAAGGGCCACCGAGGAGCCAGAUGUGCUGGAAUGUUCCUUGGCCUCAAUGUGCUUGCUGACCACUUUGCUUUUGUGUGGCUUGGUGCGGCCCCGUUGCCCUGGAGGGCCCUUGCAGCCUGUCGGCACCCUCCACGUUGUGCUGAGUAACACAUCUCAAAUGUGACCUCUGCACAUUCUGGUGUUAACAAUAAAACACAACAAGAUAUUCCGACA